AAACAAUAUACAACAAACAUUUUAGUGGUAAUGAUAUUUAAACAAGGCUAAAGGAGUCUGUUUAUUUCCAUUAUUAAUAUUUACUGCAUUCACUGACAAAAAUUGUUGGAAAAAACUAUCAUCUAACUUUAAAAAAUUAACUUUUGGGUGUGUCCGUCUCAUAUCAGUUCAGAUGUUAUCGAAAACAAAUGAUCAUAGUGAUCAUACUGUUAACAAGGUCUCUUUCGGUUAAGGCGUGUUCCAGUCCAGAAAGUGUCUAUUUUAAUUAAUAAAAUUUUUUACUUUUAGUUACUUUGUCAACUUAGGAGUAAGUAUACUUGGAGGUACUAAGUCGUUUGUGUGCUUAAUUUUAUUUAACUGUAUCUCAGCACCAUGUCUGAAUAUUGGCUGAUAUCAGCUCCCGGAGACAAGACUUGCCAACAGACCUGGGAAACUCUCAACAAUGUUACUAGCAAGCAGAAUAGUUUGUCCAUCAAUUACAAAUUUCACAUACCUGAUUUGAAGGUGGGCACAUUGGAUCAGUUAGUGGGAUUAUCUGAUGAUUUGGGAAAAUUGGAUAGUUUUGUUGAUCAAGUUACCCAUAAGGUGGCAUCCUAUUUGGGGGAAGUACUGGAAGACCAACGAGACAAACUGCAAGAGAACUUGAUGGCCAAUAAUGGAGACCUUGCCGUCUACUUAACUCAUUUCCAAUGGGACAUGGCUAAAUAUCCAAUUAAACAGUCGUUGCGUAAUAUAGCUGACAUAAUCAGUAAGCAGGUAGGGCAAAUUGAUGCAGAUCUUAAAACUAAAUCUUCAGUGUACAAUAAUCUUAAGAGCAGCUUACAAAAUAUGGAAAAAAAACAAACUGGCAGUUUGUUAACAAGAAAUUUGGCUGAUCUUGUGCGCAAGGAACAUUUUAUUCAGGAUUCAGAAUAUUUAACUACAUUGCUUGUUGUAGUGCCCAAGUCAGGAUUUUCUGAUUGGAAUCAAAAUUAUGAAAAGUUGACCGAUAUGAUUGUGCCUCGUUCUAGCCAGCUAGUUAGCCAAGACAAUGAUUAUGGGUUAUUCACUGUCACAUUAUUCAAAAAAGUGGCUGAAGAAUUCAAACAUCAUGCCAGGGAGAAAAAGUUUAUUGUACGUGAAUUUACUUACAAUGAAGUUGAACUCGCGGCUGGUAAAAAUGAAAUUUCCAAGUUAGUAACUGACAAGAAAAAGCAAUUUGGUCCGUUGGUACGAUGGUUAAAAGUAAAUUUCAGCGAAUGUUUUUGUGCUUGGAUACACGUGAAAGCUCUUCGGGUAUUUGUUGAAUCUGUAUUAAGAUAUGGCCUGCCUGUUAAUUUUCAAGCUAUGUUAUUGCAUCCUAAUAAAAAGAACACUAAACGGCUAAGAGAUGUUUUGCACCAAUUAUAUGGACAUCUGGACAGUAGUGCUCAACAAGGUGGUGCAUCCGGUGCACAUGAUAGUGUUGAUAUACCUGGACUUGGGUUUGGUCAAGCUGAGUACUUCCCAUACGUUUAUUAUAAAAUAAAUAUAGAUAUGGUUGAUUCAAAAGCGUAAAAUUUAGUAUUGAAUCAAAAUCACCCCAUCGUUUAAUGUUUUAAAUGUAUUUUUUUUUUUUUAAUUUGCACAACAUUGAAAUAACCAUAAUUGAAUCAUUUUGCUGUCGGAAUAUUUGUAAUCAUGUUACAACAUUUUUCAUCCAUUGAUAUCAUUAUUAUAUAAUAAUAUUAGCCUAUCUAUACAUUCCUUUACCAUGCUAUUAAACUUUUAAUUAUUAUUUUUGAAAGCAAUAUUUUCUAAACAUGUUUUAAUACCGUUAUGUUAUUUGUUGUUUUUGAGUUGUUGGAAAAUAAUAUUUUAUUUUAUUGAAUUAAAAAAAAAAUAUAUUAUUUAUUUUAAUAAGUAUAAAUAGGUUGAUAGAACUUAAAUAUUUUAAUUAUUAUACCAUAAAAAUAAAUGUAAUUUGGAAUUGUAUUGUAAA
Molecule: messenger RNA, 1960 nt
Organism: Rhopalosiphum padi (bird cherry-oat aphid)
Lineage: Eukaryota; Metazoa; Arthropoda; Insecta; Hemiptera; Aphididae
Gene: Vha44
Product: V-type proton ATPase subunit C
Exons: 8
Coding region: 373-1536 (387 amino acids)
Biological process (GO): proton transmembrane transport
Cellular component (GO): lysosomal membrane; vacuolar proton-transporting V-type ATPase, V1 domain
Molecular function (GO): proton-transporting ATPase activity, rotational mechanism
Source: RefSeq, a predicted model, not a curated record